AUGAGCUCCGAGACUGAAAAAGUACUUGUUGGCGUGAUCGGAGGCAGUGGGCUGUAUCAUCUAGACAACCUUACAUUUGUCAAGCAUGUCAACCCCGAGACGCCGUGGGGCUUCCCCAGUUCACCCAUAGCAAUCUGCUCUCUCCCAUCUGGCACCCUCGUAGCUUUCCUCGCUCGUCACGGCACUGGCCAUACCAUCAACCCCUCCGCUGUCCCCGCGCGUGCUAACAUCGCCGCACUCAAGUCGCUCGGUGUCCGCGCUGUUCUCGCCUUUUCCGCAGUGGGCUCCCUGCGCGAGGAGAUCGCCCCGGGCGACUUCAUCCUCCCCACGCAAAUCAUCGACCGCACGAAAGGCGUGCGUCCCGCGAGCUUCUUCGAGGGCACGAGCAUCGUAGCACACGCAGCUUUUGGUGAGCCGUUUGCACGCGGUCUAGUCGGUUGGUUGGAAAGCCGCGUGAGGGCCGUGCUGGAGGAGGACGGACAGGCCGCGGUGCUGGCGGGCAAGCGCGCGCCGCAGCUGCACACAGAGAAGUGCAUCGUGUGCAUGGAGGGCCCGCAGUUCUCGACGCGGGCGGAGAGCAGGAUGUACCGUGCGUGGGGCGCGGAUGUGAUCAACAUGAGCGUGCUUCCGGAGGCGAAGCUCGCGCGGGAGGCUGAGCUCAGCUACGCCCUCAUUGCGACUUCGACGGACUACGACUCGUGGCGCGAGGACGAGGCCUCUGUGACCGCCGCGGAGGUAUUCAAGACUCUGCAGGAGAACGCACGUCUCUCGCGCCAUGUUGCGGCGCGGAUACUCGAGGAGCUGCACGGCGCCACAGUCGAAGGGAGCCUGCUCAAGGAAGAGCAGGGGUCCAUGCAGUAUUCAAUCAUGCCACGGUCGGAGCAGCAAAAGGAAGAGGAUCGCCAGAAGCUGGCCUAUAUCCUGCCCACCUACUUCAGCUGA
Molecule: messenger RNA, 942 nt
Organism: Rhodofomes roseus
Lineage: Eukaryota; Fungi; Basidiomycota; Agaricomycetes; Polyporales; Fomitopsidaceae
Product: Methylthioadenosine phosphorylase
Exons: 5
Coding region: 1-942 (313 amino acids)
Biological process (GO): nucleoside metabolic process
Cellular component (GO): cytosol
Molecular function (GO): S-methyl-5-thioadenosine phosphorylase activity
Source: RefSeq, a predicted model, not a curated record